Molecule: messenger RNA, 1107 nt
Organism: Xyrauchen texanus (razorback sucker)
Lineage: Eukaryota; Metazoa; Chordata; Actinopteri; Cypriniformes; Catostomidae
Product: ufm1-specific protease 1-like
Exons: 1
Coding region: 128-883 (251 amino acids)
Source: RefSeq, a predicted model, not a curated record
UGGACCUCCUUUCCCUCUGCUCCUUUUUGGUAUGUCCGUAGACGGCAGAAUUAGAGAGAUUUGUUUUGUGUGUGCGUACUGUAGUUGAUCAUUGCUAAUAUACAUUUGAGCCUAGGCCACUGACAACAUGCAGGAGACAGAAGAAACAGGGAUAACGCAGAAAACUGAGUGUAUAGAUUGGGGUGGACAGGUUUGUGGACAAACUCGUAUGACAGUCAAUAACAAAACCUGGAAGGAUACAUUAGUAAAGAAUUCCCAUGAUGGACUGCCCCUGCCAUCUUCAGACUGUGACAGAUGCUCAGUCAUAUCAGGAGAGUGUCUCUAUUACCAUUAUGGUUGUGAUGGAAAGGAUGACAGAGGUUGGGGUUGUGGAUACAGGACUGUUCAGACCAUGUCUUCAUGGUUUUGUCUUAAUCAGUCUCUCUGUGUGAGUCCCAAACACCCUCCCAGCCUUUCAGAAAUCCAACAAACUUUGGUGAAAAUAGGGGACAAGCCUGAUUCAUUUUUGGGUUCCAGGGAGUGGAUAGGCACGUUCGAGGCAAGUCUUGUUCUUGACCAGCUCUUUAAUGUUCCCUGCCGCAUUGUGCAUGUGCGGUGUGGCAAGGAGCUUGAGCAAGCUGUGGAGGACCUCCAUAAGCACUUCCUUAUGUACGGGUCACCUGUAAUGAUGGGAGGAGACAGGGAUAACUCUUCUAAGGGUGUCUUAGGUGUGUGCACAGGAAUACGGGGGAGCUAUCUGCUUGUGAUGGAUCCACACUACUUCGGCUGUCCUUUAGAUAAAAACUCUGUGCAAAAGCAGGGCUGGGUUUCAUGGAAAGCAGUUGGUUCUCUGGAUCAGUGCUCUUUCUACAAUCUUUGUCUGCCUCUUACUGCAAAGAAGUGAUAGUGUUUUCUGAAUUUCUCCAUGGGGAUAAAUAAUGUGUAUGCCGAUUAGUUUUUCUGUCAGUUUCAUUCUACCAAAUAUGAAUGUUAUGUAUGGUGUAGAAAAAUAAUAAUUUCUCCAUGGGGAUAAAUAAAGUAGGGCUAUAGAGUAUGUCUAUUUGUUGUCUUUUUCUUCCCACCAAACAUUAAUAAAAUGGUAUAGACUUCCAUGCACAUCGUCUCCCU